Messenger RNA from Corticium candelabrum, 1296 nucleotides. RefSeq lists its product as uncharacterized. Lineage: Eukaryota; Metazoa; Porifera; Homoscleromorpha; Homosclerophorida; Plakinidae. The transcript is spliced from 2 exons. The record is from RefSeq and is a predicted model, not a curated record. The coding region runs from base 229 to 912 and encodes 227 amino acids.
AGCGGAAAAACUAUUUUCUUUACGAAACAGUAAAAAUAACUUUAUAUGUAUGUAUGUAUGUAUGUAUGUAUGUAUGUAUGUAUGUAUGUAUAAGAUCAAUAAUUUGCUGAGAACAGUUCCACCAAACAAAGGUAUCCAGCAACUGGCCAAAUUUGAUUCAAACCUACGGGUUUCAUUGCCUGUUCGUCAAGGGGGACUUAGUCUCUAGGCCUACGAGAGGCGGUGAGAAUGUCCUCUUCUGCAUUCAUUGGCAGCUGUAACUCCGUUCGGUCAUUAUGUUCUCGUCUUCUACCAACUACGCCACUUCUGGAGGAGUCAGUGCUCAAUAGUAAUUAUUCGUCGCCUGACUAUAGUACUUUUCCUGGAGAGUCUGCUGCUAGGGAUCAUAUUCGAAAUCUUGUGCCUGACUCGCUUGACACCAUUGAUCUUACCUCGAGUAGUCAACGUGACCUACAACGUCUCCUGGACACCAAGCUUUCAACAACAAUCCUAGAGAAAGCAAGUUUGAGAGAUCGUGCUCGACUAAACACGAUAUCUGCUCCUCACGCUGGAGCAUGGCUAAGGGCAAUACCCAACCCCAAUCUCAGCCUUGCCAUGCCCCAGAGGGAGUUCAUAAUCGCUGUUCGCACAUGGUUGGGGAUACCUUUCUUCCCACCUCCUCCAAGCUCAAAGCGUUGUUUUUGUGGACAGGUUCUAGACAGUUAUGGGGACCAUCUACUGGGUUGCGGAGAGGGAAACUGGAGAAAUAGACGACACAACGCUCUUGCUGACGUAGUAUUUGAAGCACUAUUAUCUGAUAAUGCCAAUUGUCGUCUGAACAACGGCUUUGUGGUGACUCGAAUGCAAGACCAGGAGAUGUAUACCAUGCAGAUUUUGAGAGAGGGCGACCGACUUACUUUGACAUCACAAUAAGAAAUUCUCUCCAACCAACAUAUAUGGUAAAGGCAGCUUGUCAAGCAGGGGUUGCGGCAGAAGCUGGAGAAAGACAGCUCAUCUAAAGACAUCGUUAGUGAGAAUGGAGGUGUGUUUAUCUACUAGUUGUUGAAAGUCUGGGCUUGUGGUCGCCGUCUAGUCUCCAGAUUUUAAAAUCAAUCUGCAGAAGAACAACAUUCCACAGUCACCUCACAAUGAGCCAGGCCACGUCCUAUUUCCACCAACGGCUUUCUAUUAAACUCUGGUUGUAUAAUGCAAAGAUAAUUCUAGAGAGAUUGUGUGUAGAUUGCUCUGAUGACGUUCUAGACUUUUUGUAGAAUGGGGGGUUUGGGUUGGUUUUGGGUUAGUUUUUAAAAAGAUAAU